Phyllostomus discolor (pale spear-nosed bat) is the source of this 2578-nucleotide messenger RNA. It is a transcript of the gene SLC16A10, whose product is annotated as solute carrier family 16 member 10. The coding region runs from base 252 to 1799 and encodes 515 amino acids. The record is from RefSeq and is a predicted model, not a curated record. Gene Ontology annotation, biological process: transmembrane transport. The transcript has 6 exons. Gene Ontology annotation, molecular function: monocarboxylic acid transmembrane transporter activity. NCBI's taxonomy places the organism in Eukaryota, Metazoa, Chordata, Mammalia, Chiroptera, Phyllostomidae.
CAGUGACUGGGCCGCGUAAGGCUGCGCGCCUGUAGACUGGGGUUUCAAGUCCCGGACCCUGGGGCUUCUCCACGCAGCCGCUAUUCUCCAGGCAGCCCCCAGCGCCUUGCGGCGCCCCUUACCUGCGGUUCCACAGCUCUCGCUUCGGCCUUGCUAGCUCGCCCUCCGGGCUCCGGACAGCUCCUCUGGGAGCCCGCAGGGAACUCUUGCCCCUCUCCCUCCCGCGCCGCCCAACGGGGUCCGCCGGGGCCAUGGUGCCCUCCCCUGCGAAGCCCGGCUCCGCGCAGGGGACGAGCGAGACAGAGUCGCUCGGCCCCGCGCCCAUGGGGGCUCCUCCGCUGACGGGCCUGGGACCCUCAGACGGUCCGGAGGCGGCCGCCGAGAAUGUAGAGGUAGAGUUGGCGGGGCCGGCGGGUGCCGAGCCCCCUCAGCCUCCCGAGGGCGGCUGGGGCUGGCUGGUGAUGCUGGCGGCCAUGUGGUGCAACGGGUCGGUGUUUGGUAUCCAGAACGCCUGCGGGGUGCUCUUCGUGUCCAUGCUGGAUACCUUCGGGUCCAAGGACGAUGACCAGUUGGUCUUCAAGACAGCUUGGGUAAGUUCUCUCUCCAUGGGGAUGAUUUUCUUCUGCUGCCCAAUAGUCAGCGUGGUCACGGACACGUUUGGCUGUCGGAAAACGGCCAUUGUGGGCGCUGCCAUUGGAUUCACUGGGCUCCUGUCCAGUUCUUUUGUAAGUUCCAUCGAACCUCUGUACCUUACCUAUGGAAUCAUAUUUGCCUGUGGCUGCGCCUUUGCAUACCAGCCUUCAUUGGUCAUUUUGGGACACUAUUUCAAGAAGCGCCUUGGACUGGUGAAUGGCAUUGUCACUGCUGGCAGCAGUAUCUUCACAGUUCUGCUGCCUGUGCUUUUAAGGGUUCUGAUCAACAAUGUGGGCCUCUUUAAUACACUGAGGGUCCUCUGCAUCUUCAUGUUUGUUCUCUUUCUGGCUGGCUUUACUUACCGACCUCUUGCUUCCAGUGUCAGAGAGAAAGAGAGUGGAAUCAAAGGAGGCAAAAGAUUCUCCCUCUUUUCCAGGAGAAAGUUCAGUCCUCCAAAAAAAUUUUUCAAUUUUGCCAUGUUCAAGGUGACAGCUUAUACAGUGUGGGCAGUUGGAAUACCACUUGCACUUUUUGGAUACUUUGUGCCUUAUGUUCACUUGAUGAAAUAUGUGAAUGAAAGGUUCCAAGAUGAAGACAACAAAGAGGUGCUUCUCAUGUGCCUUGGCAUCACGUCAGGGGUUGGACGGCUGUUCUUCGGCAGGAUUGCAGACUACGUGCCUGGCGCGAAGAAGGUGUAUCUACAGGUUCUCUCCUUCCUCUUCAUCGGCCUCAUGUCCAUGAUGAUUCCCCUGUGUAACAUCUUCGGGGCCCUCAUCGCUGUCUGCCUCAUCAUGGGCAUCUUCGACGGGUGCUUCAUUUCCAUCAUGGCCCCCAUUGCCUUCGAGUUGGUCGGCGCCCGGGACGUCUCUCAAGCGAUUGGAUUUCUGCUCGGAUUCAUGUCUGUGCCCAUGACUGUGGGCCCACCCAUUGCAGGGUUACUUCGGGACAAGCUGGGCUCCUAUGAGGUGUCAUUCUACCUCGCUGGGAUACCCCCCCUGAUUGGAGGAGCUGUCCUUUGUUUUGUCCCGUGGAUCCACAGUAAGAAGCAGAGAGAGAUCGGUAGAACCACUGGAGGGGAAAAGACGGAGAAAAUGCUGGAGAACCAGAACUCUCUGCUGUCGAGUUCAUCUGGAAUCUUAAAAAAAGAAUCUGACUCUGUUAUUUAAUGCCUUACAUACCUCCACCAAACUGGGCUUGCUUUCAGAAGUUUAAGCAAGUUUUCCUUUUAUAUGAAUUGCAAAUUUCUUAUUUUUUUAAUCAUACCCUAAGAAUAGCACAAUAAUGGGAAAUAGAACCAUUAUUACUGUAAGAACCAUUUUCUGCCACUGAAUCGCUGUCUGAUAUUUCCGUGGGUCUGAGGGCAGAGACUCUGGAACAUGAAAACAUGUGUGGAAAUCAAAUAGUAUGAGAACUUGGAUCUGUUUCAGUAAAAAGCAGCUUUGGAAACUGUGAAUGCUAUUUAGCGUCUACAAAUAUUUAAAAAUACCUCAAGCUAUAAUGAAAAGGUUGCAAUUUGGUUAGGCCUGGAAAUAUUGUUUGUUGUCUCACAUGCUGUUUUUAGUUCUGGUAUCUAUAUUUUCAUUUCUUCUCCUAUUUGGAAAGUUUUUUUUACAAAAUUUAAGCCUGGAUUCUAGGGAAUGUGAGAUACGUCUAAACCUCAAGUCUGUGUUCAAGUCACUUGCCUGUCGAACAGGCUGAGGGACGCAGCUCUGACGCGCUCCGGGGUCAGGACCCUCCCGGGGCAGACGCUGACAGUGUUUCCGUGAUCAGCAUGUGAGAUGGAAAGGACCCUGUGCGAAUGGGCAGAGCAGCUCAAAAAUCAGGUAUUCCUUCCCCUUUUCCCCUUGGGUUUGCAGUGUGUUUUACUCAAGUAGCCAGAAACACCCCAAAUUUCUGAACUUGUUUAAAUUGUAACAAUAAAGUAAAAUAGAAUGAAUGAAAGACA